Owenia fusiformis is the source of this 1144-nucleotide messenger RNA. The record is from the annotation of a GenBank genome assembly. NCBI's taxonomy places the organism in Eukaryota, Metazoa, Annelida, Polychaeta, Sabellida, Oweniidae.
AUGGCUUUUUUAAUAGUAUGCUUUUGGCUCGUGUGUGGAGUAGCAAUUUUACUCGUUGGUACACUAUUAAGAUAUGCUUCCAACCUUCCACAAGUUAUACAAGACCUACUUCUCUAUGGUAAAGUAAGAGGACAGCGUAAAGAUGUUACAGCUGUUCGGAAAAUUGAAAUUCCAAAAAGGUUUUUCAUCCAUUUCUAUGCAAUUGGCGUGUUGGCACAGGGGGUGGUCCUAUUGAUAGUAGGCAGGUCAUAUUUCAUGGGAGUGGCACCGCCAGCACUAUACAAGGGCGUACUUGACUAUUUAAGUGAACCAAAAAUCAUACGAACAAAUGCAGUGUCUGCUACCAUGGUGAUAGCCUUGAUGUUCAUUCAAGAUGCAAGACGUCUCUAUGAAUGUAUCUACAUCAGUGUAUAUUCAAAAGGGACAAUAAAUCUACUGCAUUACACACUGGGGAUCCUCUUGUAUUCAACAUUUGGGUUUGCAGCGUUGGCAGAGGCUCCAAAGUUAGAGCUAUACCAAGGGGAUUUCCUCGGUGAUAUUAUAACGUGGAAUCAUGCUGUUGGUCUUGUGUUGUUUAUAUGGGCCACAUGGCAUCACCAUACUGCGCACAUCAUAUUUGCAAACCUCAGAAAAACAAAAACAGGCGCAGUACAAACUCUACAGCACCAGAUUCCCAGUGGCGACUGGUUUGAUUACGUCUCCUGUCCUCAUUACUUGGCAGAGUGUAUCAUAUACUUUUCUUUCAUCACCAUCGUGGGUUACAGCAAUAUUACCAUGUGGAGCAUUGUCCUUUUUGUCUGGAUGAACCAGUAUAUGGCCGCCAUGCUCUGCCAUGAUUGGUACAAGAAAGAAUUUAAGAAGUACCCGAAAGAACGACGUGCGAUUAUACCAUUUGUAGCAUAGAAACAUUUAUAAUUACUCCAUUCAGUGGCAGCAUCUGGAGCCUCUGAUUCAAAACUAGCUCAGAAUAUUAGUGGCCAAUAUAUAGAUGUCUGUAACAUCUUGCGUUUGGUGUCUUUAACAAUUUGCAGCCUCUGCAAAAAUUUGCAAUAACUUACAAGGUGAUGACAUUGUGACAUGUUUAUGCCUUGUUUUUAUUGCAUUUGAAAUGUCACGCAAGUACUGUACUCCUGGUAAAUUUUGA